AUGCUGCGGUUCCUUGCUGUUGCUCUCGCCUUUGCGGCUGUCGCCGUGUCAGCUCUGCCUGUGGAAGAGCAGACGGAGGGUGGCGUGACGACGCCCAUCCCAACCGGCAACUUUGUCGGCAACGUGGCCAUUGUGCCGUACACCCGCAAGUCCGGGGGCUACGCGUGCACGACUUGCAGUCCUGUCACCGCCCCUGCUCGCUUCCUCUUCUUCAACAACGCCAUGAUGCUCAACAUCUCCUACGCCAGCUCCGGCUCCUGCAGCCUCAACACCCAGGGCUACUACUUUUACAGCCUGGCCCCACAUAGCGGUGGCGCGUACCCAUACUACUAUGUCGGCCAGGUGCAGGUUGAGAACGCUGUGAUCCCCGUGUGCUUCUACUUUGACUACACGGUCGGCAACUUCCGCAUUGUCCUCGACGGCCAGGGCACAUGCCCUACCGCCAGCCAGGCUCCCGCCUGCCAGAACGGGUGGACCCCCGGCACCGUCACGCAGAGCUGGAGCGGCUCCUUCACAUCGUCCAGCCUGCCCUCUGGCGACUUCUUUGGCAACAUUGCCAUUGUUCCGUACACGAAGAAAUCUGGCGGCAAGUACACGUGCACCACGUGCGCCCCCGUGACCUCCAAGGCCACCGCCACAUGGAACGGCGACCAGUUUUCCCUCUACAUCAGGGGUGACAAACGCCAACGAUAA
Molecule: messenger RNA, 693 nt
Organism: Salpingoeca rosetta
Lineage: Eukaryota; Choanoflagellata; Craspedida; Salpingoecidae
Exons: 6
Coding region: 1-693 (230 amino acids)
Source: RefSeq, a predicted model, not a curated record